This is a messenger RNA of Manis pentadactyla (Chinese pangolin), 1498 nucleotides long. RefSeq lists its product as uncharacterized. Lineage: Eukaryota; Metazoa; Chordata; Mammalia; Pholidota; Manidae. The record is from RefSeq and is a predicted model, not a curated record. The transcript has 7 exons. The coding region runs from base 1 to 786 and encodes 261 amino acids.
AUGCGCUUCAACGGCUUCACAAAGGCCCGCGUGCGGUCUGACGGAAUUUCCCUGCUGACAACUUCGCCGCCGCCGCCGCCUUGUCCCGCGAGGCCUGCCGCCCGAUAUCGGGCCGCCCCGCGAGCGCGUGAGGACUUGGGGCCGGAGGCAGGCGACGGCCGCCCCUCAGUAUGGCCCGCGGGGGUCCCCGCCUGGCCCCGAGCGGCGGCGGCGCGGCGGGUGGCCGACUCCAAAGUUGAGCGCAGGCGGGCGGCGCGGGUGGUGGCCUCUCGUGACGCUCUAGCUGCACUUGCUCCAGGCGCUGGUUCAAGUUUCAUACCCUUGUGGUGUGAGAAGCUGCAUCAUUUUGGGGGCUCACCCGGGAUAACUUCGGAGCCUGCUUCUCCGGGCCGCCCCAGCCUCUGGGUGAGGCAAGGGUGCUCUUUACUUCCUUUACUCGCUCGAUGUGUGCCUCUAACUCCGUCAGUGCCACGGACCCCGAUGCUCAGCAACGCAAGAUGCUGUGAUAGAAGCUGGAAAUGCAAUGAGAACAAGAAGGUCACCAUCCCUGGACUCCUGGGCCUUAUCAACGGGGGUACAGACACACAAAUAGGCCAUGGAGGGCUAAGAAGCAGGACAGUGAUUAAGGAAACACACUCCGGCUUUCACGUGGAGAAGUGGCUGUCCUGGACAAAGUCAGCCGCGGCCAGGCCAUGCCGGAAGCUGCUGCAGUACCAGAGGUUCAAGAUGGAAACCACCUCAUUCAAGGAGCUCUGGGUCUUGCCUAGGGUCUUACCCAGCAUGUAGGAUUCUUUGGGGCCCAGAGAAAUUCUUCGGGUGAUCCUGGACCCUAGGUAUACAGCUGGAUAUCUAAGAAUAUGUAUGGAUUAGCAUUUGUGAGUGAUCUUUGGUUCCAGAGUGGACUGAAAUCUCUGAGAUCCCAUAGGGGCUGAUGGAUUCAGGCACAAAAAUUCUGUCAGUCCAGUUGAGACUCCUGCGUUUAAGACUGACCAAAGCCAGCCCUGGUUUUACAGCUAAGAGGGAAAGUCACUUUUACUUAGGUGUCACUUAUCUUGCUUUGGAAUUAAAUGCUCUUUUGUUCUGUUAUUAUUUUUGUUGCUUUCAAAAGACAGUCUAACAGAAUGAGGGGGAGAUUCACUAUCACUUAAUUUUCAUGAUAAUAAGUAGACCCACUAGUGCCGGCAAUGUGCUAGGAUUUCCAUCAGUGUGUGUUUAUUACUAUGGGUACUAAAGCUGUAUAGUUCUACUUCAGAAUGUCAAGAACUUCAUAUGUAUUUUCUAAACCUCAUUUUUUUCUUCUAAAAUGUACUUGUUUUCCUCUUACCUAAGAAACUUGCAUUAAACGGUUACGGAUUCUUUCUGUCUCUUGUCCUAUUGCUGUGCUCGCCCUGCCAAAUGCCAGGUCCCACAGGUCCCGUUUCCUCCAUGAACAGCAUCCUUCCCCAUUCUAACAGAGUAGCCGUGACCAAGCCUUGCUUUUGACUUUUCCUUUCCUCUU